Cryptomeria japonica (Japanese cedar) is the source of this 7233-nucleotide messenger RNA. RefSeq names its product putative pentatricopeptide repeat-containing protein At1g68930. Gene Ontology annotation, molecular function: RNA binding; zinc ion binding; protein binding. Bases 133 to 2847 code for a protein of 904 amino acids. The transcript has a single exon. Gene Ontology annotation, biological process: RNA modification. NCBI's taxonomy places the organism in Eukaryota, Viridiplantae, Streptophyta, Pinopsida, Cupressales, Cupressaceae. The record is from RefSeq and is a predicted model, not a curated record.
CCGUCGCUGAGAAAGUUUUCCUCCGGUAGAGCAAAGCUCUUAAGAUGUUCGAAAACGGGCUGCCCAAGAACACCCAAUGAAGUAAGUAUAUAAUUGAGGUUGUACCGUCUAAACUUAUGAAUUCGCCACGCGAUGGCAGGAUUGUGCCUUCCUAUAAACAAAGUGUGCUUUCUGGGCUAUGCCUACACAGAUCACGGAAUCAGUGCUUCUUCCUAUUCAUAUAGAUGUCACUCGAUGCACUUUUCGCCAACACACCCGAUUAUCUCUAAAUUUCUCAAUGCUCUGCACUACUCCUACCACGUCCCAACUUCCAAACAUUUAGGAUUUAGGCAUUACGGCAGUUGCAGGAGUAUAUCUGAGAUCAAUCCUACCGUUAUCAUUCCUAGUGAAAAAAUAGAUGGAGCUUCUACUGCUUCGAGUUUACAAGCAAAUGCAAAUGACUAUGAUAGGCUUUUGCGAGCAUGCAUUGAUACCAAGGCUUUUAAAGAGGGCAAACAGAUCCAUGUCGACAUCAUUAAAACUGGACUUUACUGGGACAUAUUUCUUCAAAACCAGCUUGUUAACUUUUAUGCUAACGUUGGAAAUGCAGUGGAUGCGCGCAAAGUGUUCGACAAAAUUCCCAAUCGAUACCUGGUCUCAUGGAAUGCAAUGGUUGCUGGCUAUGUGCAGAAUGGGCGUGGAAUUGAAGCUAUAAGAUUGUUUGCUGAAAUGCACGAGCCGAAUCAGUUCACUUUUGCUAGUUUACUUCGAGUUUGCGCAGGCUUAAUCGAUUUGGAAACAGGAAAGCAGAUUCAAGCACAUGCUAUUAAAACUAGAUUCAUGUUAUAUGUUUGUGUUGGGAAUGCUCUUGUAAAUAUGUAUGCAAAAUGCGGCAGAAUUGACGAUGCCCGUAGAGUGUUCGACAGAAUGCCUGAGCGAGAUGUUGUCUCGUGGAAUGUACUGAUUGCAGGAUAUGGCCAACAUGGGUACGGUGAAGAAUGCCUCAAACUCCUUUUUCAUAUGCAAUUGGCCGACAUGCCAGCUGAUCAGUUCGCUUUUUCCAGUGUUCUGAGUGCGAACUCAAGGCCAGGAAUGCUGAGAAAAGGUAAACAGGUACAUGCCCAGAUUAUAAAAACUGGAUUGGAAGUGGAAAUCACUGUAGGGAAUGCUCUACUUUCUAUGUAUAGCAAAUGUGGGAGUAUAGAGGAAGCACAUGAGCUGUUCGAUAAAAUGAAGCAGCAAGACGUUAUCUCAUGGACUACAAUGGUGACGGGAUAUGCGCAGCAUGGUUAUUGCGACAAGGCCUUCCAGCUCUUUGAACAAAUGCCCACAAAGAAUGUGGUCUCUUGGAAUGCCAUGAUUGCAGGGUAUUCUCAAAAUGCGCAAGGUUGCAAUGCUUUGAAACUUUUUUGCAAAAUGCAAUUGGCAGGCAUCAAUCCUACCGAGUUUACCUUCGGAAAUGUUGUUAAUGCAUGCUCCAGCAUAGCAUCUUUGGAAUAUGGCAAGUGGAUUCAUGGAUACAUUGCUAAGACUGGGUACCAGUCAAUUCUUCACAUUGGAAGUGGACUUGCAGAUAUGUAUGUCAAGUGUGGGAAUGUAAUGGAUGCACGCAAAAUUUUUGACCGAAUGUCUGAAAGAAAUGUGGUCUCAUGGACGGGAAUGAUAACAGGAUACGCCCAGCAUGAUCAAGGUGAGGAAGCUCUUAAACUCUUUUGCAAAAUGCAAGAAACUAGUGUAAAUCCAAACCAAAUCACCUUGGCUAGUAUCCUUGGAGCCUGUGGCAGUUUGGCAACUUUGAAAGAAGGAAAGCAAUGCCACGCUUACGCUAUUAAAACAGGACAUGUUUCAGACGUUGGAGUUAGCAAUGCACUCAUUACGAUGUAUGCCAAAUGUGGGAACAUACAAGAUGCCGUAGCAGUUUUUGACAAAAUGUCUGAACGAGAUGGUAUUUCAUGGAAUUCAAUGAUCAAUGGAUAUGCCCAGCAUGGCUAUGGAAAUGCUGCCCUCCAACUCUUUAAAAGAAUGCUUCAGGCUGGUAUGAAGCCAGAUGAGAUCACGUUUGUUGGUAUUCUGUCUGCUUGCAGCCAUGGAGGCCUAGUAGAGGAAGGCCAUAAUUACUUUGAGUCAAUGAUUCAAGAGCAUGCCAUUAUUCCUUCUGUUGAUCACUACGCAUGUAUGGUAGACCUUCUCGGUCGUGCUGGCCGAUUGGGUGAGGCACAAAAGUUGAUUAACCAUAUGCCAUGUGAACCUACUGCAUUAGUGUGGCGGACCUUGCUUGCCGCAUGCAGAAUCCAUAAUAACUUGGAGCUAGGUAAACAAGUUGCAGAAAAGAUUCUUGAACUGGAACCAGAACAUCCUGCAAUGUAUGUGUUGAUUUCAAAUAUAUAUUCUGCAGCUGGUAAGUUCGAUGUUGCAGACAAAAUGAGAAAAUUGAUGACAUACAGAGGAGUGAAAAAAGAGCCAGGAUUUAGUUGGAUUGAGGUCAACAACAAAGUUCAUUCAUUUGCUGUCAGUGAUAGAUCGCAUCCACAAACAGCUCAGAUCUAUUCAAAGUUGGAGGAAUUAACGUGGCAGAUAAAGCAGGCAGGUUACUUACCUGACACAAAUUUUGUGCUGCACGAUGUGGAGGAGGAGCAGAAGAAGCGUGUUAUCUUCCACCAUAGUGAAAAGCUGGCGAUUGCUUUUGGACUUUUAUACAGAAUCCCUGAAACGCCUAUCAGGGUUUUCAAGAACCUUCGGGUGUGUGGUGAUUGCCACACUGCUGCAAAGUUUAUCUCCAAGGUCACAUUACAAGAAAUCAUUCUGAGGGAUACCAGCCGCUUCCAUCAUUUCAAGGACGGAGUAUGUUCUUGUGGAGAUUAUUGGUAAUAUAAUUGAACAAUCAAUACAGGAAAUAUUUUUUGUCAUUGGCUUACCUUAGUACCCUGGGACUUAUAGCAAAAGGGUUAAAGGUCACGAAACAUCUUGGAGUAAUAUUCUGUAUUCUGUGGAACGGGAUGGUACAACGGGGAUGGAGGCUAGAUUUCUACUUAAAUAUAGUAUGAAUGGUAACUAAGGAAAGAUGCGAAGAUCUAGAUAAAGGAAAGAAAAUCUAAAAAGAGGUUUGUACAGCAAAAGAUAUCAAUUAAUGAAUAAACAUUCCAUUAACACCUUAUAUUAUUUGAGAGACGUUAGUGAACUGGAUAUGUAUAGAAGGCACAGAGACUAUUGACAAAUGGCAACAAAAGACUUCCUAGAAUAAAAAUUUUGUAUCCUCCGAAAAUUCUCUGUACCAUAUGAGGCUAACUGUUUGAUCUCAUUCAUUUAAUUUCUUUGAAACUAUUGAGAGUUUCAUUAUCACAUUUGUGCACAUCAAACUUGAAACAACAAUUAAUUGUUGGAUUCACCUGAAUUCACGUUACAAGGGGACUUUGUAUUUCAGCAUAAGAUAUUUGAUCUUUGAACAUUAGCUUCUACAAGUAGUAGUUUUGAUUAAGGUAACUGAUAUAUUGAUACAAGGACAUCCUAGGGUUGGCAAAAUCUUGCAUUGCCACAAACGUUUCUUGUUUUAGUUGUUGGUUCUACACAAGCUUAACUUGCACUUGCUUCUGUUUUUGGUUGUGUUCCGUUGCUCCACGCAGACAUGUUUUUGUUAUUGGGCAGUUUCAGUGGACAAACGCUACUCAUGCAGCAUUGACACAACAUUAUUUUCCUUGUGAAGACCUUGUUGGCUCUUGGUGCAGAUAAGGCCUCCGCCCUGCAAACAGUUCUAACAAGAUCGCAUAGAACAAAAAGAAUGAUUAACAAACAGUCUUCCAGAAUUCAGGAAAUGUAUUGGUAAAAUCCAUCUCAUCAUCUUAACAGUACCAAAAUUAUUACAGAGAAACAAAAGCUGAGACACAAUCUUCAUCAGUUCCUUCCCAUAGCUCCUACUUCUAAGCCAAAAACCCCUAUAUGAAGACCAAACGACCAUAAACCCUGAUGCAGAGCAUCCUGCCUACCUCUGGCACAAUGGGAGCAUCGAAAUAGAGUAUGGACUCUAUCAAAGCAUAAUGGAGAGGGGAAUUUUGUCAGAAUAUGCACAAAAUGGAUGCAAGGCGUUAUUCUCAUGUUGGCAACCGUUUCCAAUCGAGUAAGAGGGUGAAGAAACUCUUCAGUUUAUUGUGCCACUUGUCAAGCUUAACAGAGAAUGGAUGGAACGUGGGCUGUUUGACAAAUGCUUCAAAGAAAUAUGAUUCCAUGGGACGCAAUUAUAGCUCCAUUAAAAAGCGUUAGAAAUUUUCAGACAAAUGCAUUUUGACAGCUGUUACCUUCUUAAAGACCACCGUUCAAGGAUGAAUAGUCAUCAAAAGGGAGUGAGAAUGAAACGCCUUUCAUUAAAUAAUAAUUUGAAAAGAUUUAGAGGAGGAAUGUGAAUUGAUGGCAGAAAAAAAUUAAAUAAAUGUGAAGGAGACUGCAUAGAGGAGAGAGGGACCCAUUAAAUAAGGAGGUUGCACAGUAAGAGAGGGGGAGGAGGGAAAGCGACCCAAGAUAGGGUGCGCUAGAAAGUAGAGGUGAAGUUGAACUUGCAUGUGUGUGCCUGUGUAGAGAGGAGGACUGCAGUCGAGUUGGACAAUAUUUUGUGAGAGCCAGAGGAACCACAGAGUUUAAAAUUGUAAUUGAAGAUUAGCAGAAGAAGAGAACAGAUUGAAAUCUGUUUGAAAUCUGUUUUAGAGGGUGAGUUUAUGAGGAGUUACGAAGUUAACGUGCUUUGCAAGGCCAAUAAGAGGGCCAGUUCUCUGAAGAGAUUCAGAGUUUUGUUUGAGAGCUUGUAAUUUGUGUUGUGAUGUGAAGCCCAACGGUCACAUGACCCUUUGUCUUCUCCAGACUCUUCAUUUCAAACCUGAAUGUGAAUGUAUAUAUAGACGUGUACAGUCAUGUAUUGCAGAUUGAUUAAUAAAUGAUUCUCCCUGCUUUCCGGUGGAUGUAGCCAGUUUUGGUGAAUCAUGUAAAUCUUGUUGUCUCAUGUCUUUUGUUUUGUGUUCAUUAAAUGUUUUUCUCUGCUUGUUUAAACUUACAAUUGGUAUCAGAGCAUAGGUGUAAGUCAUUGAGCAGAGAUGGAGGAAGAUGAAGCUGAUUGUAUCAUUGAUGAGUUUCUCAACAAUUUAGACGCGGAAGGGAGUGAAGUUGUACAAGUCAAAGCUAAAACAAUUCGCCAUGUACAUUGGUGGGAUGGCUGGAAAGAUGAAAAAGAAGAUGCCAAAUUUGUGGACAAGAUCCAAAAAUAUGACGAUGAAGAAAGAGGGAAAAGCGAAAGCAAUUGUGAGAAAUCACAAAGAAGGUCAAACUACAAACCUAGAGAUAGUGGUUGUUGGUAUUGUGGCAAGUGAGGCCACAUCAAAAGAAUUGUUGGAAUUAUACGAAGAUAAUAGAUCAGUCAUAUGAAGAGGAGGAUUUGGCUGAAGAGAAAGAUGCUAGAUUUUUUUCUCUCUCAACUCUUGACGCAACAAUGAACUCGUUGGCAAAGUAAAAGAAAUUAGUAUCGAGAGUAAAAAGGAGGUUGAAAGCUGCCGGAAGAAGCCCGGAGUGGUGACGAGCAGGUGAAGUGUCGCAAGGAGUGGGAGGCCUGUGAUGUGAACCUCUACAAUGGCGACCUCCACAAGGGCAGUUGUUUUUUCGUCAAAGGCUGUGAGGAUGAGGAUUUGGCAGCCGCGGGGAGUGUUGGUAAUGUUGCUUCUGUACUUGAAGGAAGUGGAGGAAAAGGUCUUGAUGGUCAAGGCUCCCCAUGUACAGGUUAUGAUGUCAGUUUACCUCCUAGACUAGAUUAUAGCUCUGAAAAGAGCCUGUUGGUAUUUCUUCUUGGGAUGCAUGGAAUGUGAAGCGUCGUGAGGAUUCUGAAUUUGAACAGUUGAAAGAAAAGGUAGAGGGAUUUGUCUGUUCUUUGCAGCUGUUGGUCUCGAUGUCAAGAGACAGAAAGGGAGUCUCGUGCAUGGAGAAGAGCUCAGGUCCCCCAAUGAAUUCUUUAGAUAGGAAUGGCCGGUUUGCAUCAACGGUGGCGGAGGCAGAGGUUUGGCGGCACUUCAAAGAGAUGGGAUCUCUGGACCAUGAGUCGCUCAAGAGAACGGAGCGGGCAAGUUUUCUUAUUAACAAACUUGAUGACAAGCUAUUUGUGCAGGGUGACAAGUGUAUGGAGUGGUCAGAGGCCAUGGGUAGACAUUAUCCCAGAAAACCUUUUUUUUUCUGGCAGCAGUUGUGGAGGUGCGCCUUACACAAGGAGCAGAUAAAAAAAACAAUGUUUGUAUAAUACCAACGACGAAGAUAAUUCUAGCUCUGAUGAAUGCAUCGUGCCUGGAGAGAACAUUGCGAAUUUAUACCAUCGUUUGAUGAUUUUGACCAGAGGUUUCCCGGGCGGCACAAAAGGGAGCAUUGAAGAAAUGCUCGAUUGCGCUGAUGAUCAAUCGACAAUAUUACCGACUAUGGCUGGGGGUAAAUUUGAGCACAAGAAAGUGGAGACUCAGGACGAUUUUGAGGCUUCAGCAAAGCCGACUGUGGAAGACGAUGGAGGUGUUAUUUUGACAAAGAAACCUCCACUGUAUGUAAUGGAUCAGGUGAAAAUAGAUCCAAUAAAUAAGAUCGUUCUCCUUGGCAUUGAGGUAUAGUCUGUGGUGGGAACAGAGUGUAGAACGGUGUUUGGAGAUGGAAAGACCACCAGUGAGACAAAUCGUGAAUAUUUCAGAGAUUUUGCGCAGAAGUACAGCAGAUCCUUGCUACGCAUGCUGUGCUGGAUAGUCUGACGCAAGAGUUUCAGCUAGCAAGAACGGUAUAUGAUUACAAGAAGGCAGCAAAUAGUGAACAAGUGCAACGACUGCAGUUUAUGGAGAAAGUGACCAACGAAGCGGAAUUGGAGGAGCUGAUCGAAGGAGAGUGAACAGCAGAAGUGUUCGUUGUUGAAUUAAUGAGGUGCCAGAAGAUUGAAGAAGAGAUGUUUCAAUUGCAGCAAAUUGUUGACUCCGACUUGGCAUGGAGAAGAUUAAUCCGAAGUGUGCGUGACCAAGAGUUCGCAAAGCUUAAAUCUUGCAGUCUAGUUGUAAUGUGAAUUAGGAGUGGAAGCAGUGAUGUUGCUGUGCAUGGGUGUAUCGGUUGGUUUUCACGGGGAGAUUGUUGAGAUGUGAAGCCCAACGAUCAUAAGACACUUCGUCUUCUUCAGAUUCUUCAUUCCAAAUCUGAAUGUGAAUGUAUAUAUAGACGUGUACAGUCAUGUAUUGCAGAUUGAUUAAUAAAUGAUUCUCCCUGCUU